Cyanidioschyzon merolae strain 10D is the source of this 2571-nucleotide messenger RNA. RefSeq names its product V-type ATPase V0 subunit a. Gene Ontology annotation, biological process: vacuolar acidification; proton transmembrane transport. The transcript has a single exon. The record is from RefSeq and is a predicted model, not a curated record. Gene Ontology annotation, cellular component: vacuolar proton-transporting V-type ATPase, V0 domain; vacuolar proton-transporting V-type ATPase complex. NCBI's taxonomy places the organism in Eukaryota, Rhodophyta, Bangiophyceae, Cyanidiales, Cyanidiaceae. Gene Ontology annotation, molecular function: proton-transporting ATPase activity, rotational mechanism; ATPase binding. The coding region runs from base 1 to 2571 and encodes 856 amino acids.
AUGUUUCGUUCUGAGGAUAUUGUUCUACUCCGCGUCUAUUUUCAAAGAACAGCCGCACAUGACUGUGUGGAAGAACUUGGACGCCGGGGUCUUGUAGAGUUUCGGGACCUAAACGCGAACACCUCGGCACUGCAGCGAACGUUCGCCGCUGAGCUCAAGCUGUGCGAUGAACUACAGCGGAAACUUCGGUUUCUUUCCGAACAAGCAAAUAAAUAUUUGCCAAGCGAGAAGACGUUUACAACCUUGGCUGCGCAAUCACAACAGCUGAUCGAAGCUGGACCUGGGUACAGCCGCGUACAAGCAACGGACACCGUGACGUUGGAGGAUCUUAAUGGGCAGCUCCGGAGACUUGAAGCGGAUCUUGAGGAAAUGAACCUUCACUGGGACGCGCUGCAGAGUGAGCUGAUUACCAUUCGUGAGCACGGUUACGUUUUGGAGCUCGGAGAAGCCAUUUUUUCGGAGGCCAGAACACAACGCAUAUCAGUGUCACAGUACGGGACACUGCCGCUUUUGGAAUCCAACGUUCUAACAGGUGAAGACGUCAUCUCGGAACGUCGCGGACCCCCGGAUGAUUCCGAAUCCGCAGGACAGCGCGUUGAACGAGGUCAAGGCCAGGGUUACACGCCUGUGAACGCAGUGCUUAAUGUGUUCGCGGGUACCAUAGCGGCGAAGCAUCUGGAAGCAUUCUCCCGAAUGGUAUUCCGUGUCUCGCGAGGGAACUGCUUUCUGAGAUGGGUAUCAAUACCUGAACCCAUCUUUGAUAUAGAGCGAAAUGAGUCUGUGGCGAAGACGGUAUUUGUUCUGUUUUUUCCGGGUCAGCAUUUGCGAUCGAAGCUCACCCGCAUCUGCGAAGGGUUCGGCGCAACGCGCUAUCCAUUCCCCGACUCAACUGGUGAACGUGAUCGCCUGAAAACGGAAUUAGUAAUCCGGAGACAGGAGCUAGAGGCUAUCAUUGAGACAACACAAAGACAACGAGCUGAUGUACUCGGUGAGGUAGCUACAAACGUAACAUUCUGGACCGAGAAAGUUGCCAAAGAGAAAGCAAUCUACUUCACACUCGAUAAGCUGAAUUACGACGUCUCCGAACGGGUUUUCGUAGGCGAGUGUUGGUGCCCCCGAGCGGAGAUCGAAGAGGCCCGCGCAGCUAUUCAUAUCGGCGAUAUCCGCUCGAAUGCCCAGGCGCCUUCCAUCAUGGAAGAGUGCGCUACGGAUGAAGCGCCUCCUACUUUCUUCCGAUGCAAUCGCUUCACUGCGGUUUGGCAGGAUAUCGUCGAGGCGUACGGUAUUGCUGCCUACAAGGAAAUGAAUCCGGCUCCGUGGUCCAUCGCGACUUUCCCUUUUCUGUUCGCAAUCAUGUUUGGCGAUGUUGGGCACGGCAUGCUCAUGACGGUCGCGGCGCUCUACGUCGUCUUCCGUGAGCGUCAGUGGCGUUAUCGCAAGCUUGGAGAUCUCCUGCAAACCAUGUACGAUGGCCGAUAUCUGAUCCUUAUGAUGGGUGUAUUCUCGAUGUUUACCGGUUUGAUUUACAAUGAGUGCUUUGGUGUGCCGAUCAAUCUAUUCGGCUCCACUUGGAAGUGGGUAGACGGUUCCGCGGUCGCUUGUGGGAUCGAUCACUGCGAGCAGCCCAAGUUGGGAAUGCCGCCCAAGAGAACCUAUCCGUUUGGCUUUGACCCCGCCUGGAAAAUAGCCGAGAAUAGUCUGACAAUGCUGAACUCCUUCAAAAUGAAAAUGAGUAUCGGCUUCGCGGUCGCGCAGAUGACCCUGGGUAUCAUCUUAUCGUACAGCAAUGCGAGAUACUUUGCGCAGUCGCUUGAUAUCUGGCAUGUGUUUGUGCCGCAGAUUCUGUUCUUUUUAGCUAUUUUUGGCUAUCUGCUUCUUCUCAUCUUCCUGAAAUGGUCAACAGACUGGAAUGCGCCGGGAGCUUCGUCACCGCCUGACCUCAAGGCGGUGCUCAUUGCCAUGUUUAUGUCGCCUGGGUCACUGCCACGAAGCCUGCGUCUUUUCCCAGGCCAACAUGUGGUUCAGCUUGUGUUGCUCGCUAUCGCCAUCGUCACGGUCCCGUGGAUGCUCCUUGCAAAGCCGCUCGUACUUCGACGUCGGAUGCGGACGCAACGACCUCAUGCAUACACGCCACUACACAAUGGGGAUCGACGUGACGCUCCGGCGAACUUGAAUAGUUCAGAGGCGGAGAGCAGGAAGGCAGAGCCUCACGAGUCGGUGGGCAAUUUUGCGGAAAUCUUUGUGAAUAACAUGAUUCAUACAAUCGAGUUCGUCCUCGGUGCAAUUUCAAACACCGCGUCUUACCUGCGUCUCUGGGCGCUAUCACUCGCACACGCGGAGCUCACGGACGUCUUUCUUCAGAAAAUUCUGUAUACUGCGCUGGCUACCGAAAAUGUGAUUGCUACCAUGAUUGGAUUCGUGCUGUGGUUCGGUCUCACAGUUGGCGUUCUCAUGCUCAUGGAGUCGCUUUCCGCAUUCCUGCACGCGCUUCGACUGCACUGGGUUGAAUUCCAGAACAAGUUUUACAAUAUUCAUGGUUCUGGUGUGAAAUUUACACCGCUUCGGCUCUGA